Molecule: messenger RNA, 3052 nt
Organism: Oncorhynchus keta (chum salmon)
Lineage: Eukaryota; Metazoa; Chordata; Actinopteri; Salmoniformes; Salmonidae
Product: RNA-binding protein 12B-like
Exons: 2
Coding region: 258-917 (219 amino acids)
Source: RefSeq, a predicted model, not a curated record
CUCUCAUAUCCUGACAAUAGAUCUCAUAGAGAGAGAACACACCACCUCUCAUAUCCUGACCAUAGAUCUCAUAGAGAGAGAACACACCACCUCUCAUAUCCUGACAAGAGAUCUCAUAGAGAGAGAACACACCACACCUCAUAUCCUGACAUGAGAUCUCAUAGAGAACACACCACCACCUCAUAUCCUGACAAUAGAUCUCAUAGAGAGAGUUUUUGUAGUAUGGAAGAUUCCCUCCCCUACAGGUGGUGCUCUGCAUGAAGAUGGACACUACACUGACAAUCACUAUUGCAGUGGCAGUUCUGUAUAACUUCAGCAAGAGACAAGAAGAUGAGCUACCUGAGGAGGAUGAGGAGGACCUACCUGAGGAGGAUGAGGAGGACCUACCUGAGGAGGAUGAGGAGGACCUCCCUGAGGAGGACGAGGAGAGCCUCCCUGAGGAGGACGAGGAGGACCUCCCUGAGGAGGACCUACCUGAGGAGGAUGAGGAGGACCUCCCUGAGGAGAACCUCCCUGAGGAGGACGAGGAGAAUGAAGAAGAUGGCCAGGUCCAACAUGCUGUUGAUGUGAAUGCGGUGAGGAGAACCUCCCUGAGGAGGAUGAGGAGGACCUCCCUGAGGAGAACAUCCCUGAGGAGGAUGAGGAGGACCUCCCUGAGGAGGAUGAGGAGGACCUCUCUGAGGAGGAUGAGGAGGACCUCCCUGAGGAGGAUGAGAAGGACCUACCUGAGGAGGAUGAGGAGAACCUCCCUGAGGAGGAUGAGGAGGACCUCCCUGAGGAGGAUGAGAAGGACCUACCUGAGGAGGAUGAAGAGAACCUUGAUUGAGAACCCUUUUUGCAGCCUAACGUGUGUGUGUGUGUGUAGUGUAACAUGUAAAAAGCAAUAUUAUAUUUUGACUGACAUGUGCAAUUCUUAAUAAGACUAUCUGUAUUAAAAUGUAUUAUUAAGUCAUUGUUAUUCUCUAUCAUAAAGGGGGGAACUGGAAGCACCAGAACAUGAGCGGGGGCACCACAUUGCUUGGGAAAGCAUUGUUUUAAUAAAUAACAAGAUUAGUAUUCUUUCCACAUUUAUUUCCCUGACGGCGUUUUUGUUUCUGAAUUCGCAGUAGCUCUUUUUUGUAAACUCAGAAUCUCAGUCUGCGGAAUAUUUUCCUCUCCCCCCCAGCGCCAAAACAUCAAUAUGAGCUGUUUUCAUCUCGGGUUCUGGGGGGGCGUUUAAUUGGCCCGGCUAGUUCAAGAUCCAGGCACUGCUGUUUCUCCACGACAACAGGGUGUCAGCUCAACUAAGAGAAUCAACUCAUUAUUAGAACUUACCUUCCCAUUUUGUAAUUGAAUUAGAGCUCAUGAUACACCUUGGUAGAAUGAUGACGUUAUGCAACAUGCUGUAACUGGGCUGAGAACAGUAACGUUCUAGUUAAAUACUAUUAGCGUUAGUUUCAGUGGUGGAAAAAGUCAUUUCAUACUGUUGUAAAAGUAAAGAUAUCUUAAUAGAAAAUAACUAAAGUAAAAGUCAGCCAGUAAAAUACUACUUGAGUAAAAAGUCAAAAGUAUUUGGUUUUAAAUGUUCUUAAGUAUCAAAAACAAAAGUAUGAAUUAUUUAAUAUUCCUUACAUUAAGAAAUCCAGAUGGCACGGUUUUAUUACAUUGACAGUUUGCCAGUGUCACACUCCAACACUCAGACAUCAUUUACAAAUCAAACAUUUGUGUUUAGUGAGUCUGCCAGAUCAGAUGCAGUGGGGAUGACCAGGGGAUGUUCUCUCGAGAAGUGCCCGAAAUGGACCAGGUUCCUGUCCUGCUAAGUAUUCAAGAAAAUGUAUGGAGUAAAACGUUUUUGUUUUUUAAAGUAUUUUCUUUAGGAAUGUAGUGAAGUAAAAAUAAAAGUUGUCCAAUAUAUAAAUAGUAAAGUACAGAUACCCAAAAAACUGACUUAAGUAGUACUUUAAUGUAUUUUAACUUAAGUAGUACUUUAAUGUAUUUUAACUUAAGUAGUACUUUAAUGUAUUUUAACUUAAGUAGUACUUUAAUGUAUUUAAGUAGUACUUUAAUGUAUUUUAACUUAAGUAGUACUUUAAUGUAUUUAAGUAGUACUUUAAUGUAUUUUAACUUAAGUAGUACUUUAAUGUAUUUUAACUUAAGUAGUACUUUAAUGUAUUUUAACUUAAGUAGUACUUUAAUGUAUUUAAGUAGUACUUUAAUGUAUUUUAUCUUAAGUAGUACUUUAAUGUAUUUAAGUAGUACUUUAAUGUAUUUUAACUUAAGUAGUACUUUAAUGUAUUUUAACUUAAGUAGUACUUUAAUGUAUUUUAACUUAAGUACUUUACACCACUGGGUAGUUUUGACAUGCAUUGUAGUCAUUGAUGUUAACCAGUUAUUUAUGCUUACUAAAUAUUGGUGGGACUAGUUGUCCGUUGUCAUCAUAGGGUUAACUGUUCAGAGAGACUCUGGUCUGAAAUAUCUUCCGCCUCUCAUCUGCUGCAUUAUUUGGCUUUCGCUUUGAAGUUUUUCCCAGCAGCCUUCAUCUGAUUUGUGUCCCUCUCCUCUUUCAUGUCAAUCAUUUAAAUCUGUCGCAUUAAAACAGCCCAGGUGUCGUCUUUCAUCCUCCAGUACGUUACUAAAUUCCUCCAUCAGCUCAGUACGUUACUAAAACUAAGUUUACAUACACCUUAGCCAAAUACAUCUAAACUUAAUUUUUCACAAUUCCUGACAUUUAAUCCUAGUAAAAAUCACUUUAUUUUAAGAACAUGAAAUGUCAGAAUAAUAGUAGAGAUAAUGUGUGUCAGAAGUUUACAUACACUCAAUUAGUAUUUGGUAGCAUUGCCUUUAAAUUGUUUAACUUGGGUCAAACGUUUUGGUUAGCCUUCCACAAGCUUCCCACAAUAAAUUGGGUGAAUUUUGGCCCAUUCCUCCUGACAGAGCUGGUGUAACCGAGUCAGGUUUGCAAGGCCUCCUUGCUUGUACACUUUCAGCUCUGCCCACAAAUGUUCUAUAGGAUUGAGGUCAGGGCUUUGUGAUGGACACUCCACUCCAGGUCAGGGCUUUGUGAUGGACACUC